AUGGCAUACUCGCCCGUCCUCCGCUUCCCAAUUUCGGGUAAGAAGGAUGAGUUCUAUCUUCUACAAGUCAUCCCAAACGGCAAGCAGCAUCCGCUCGACCUCAGACUCGUGGGCACAGAGGGCACAGGGGCAUAUGAGGUGAAGUUGCGUCACCGGAGGGUGAACGAAUGGAAAGCCCCCAGUGGUCACUGCACGGAUGAGGAGUGGGAACAAAUCUUGAUUUCAACCUUGAUCGAGCCAGACCAUGCCCAUGCUCGCGAUAUCGAGAUCAAGGCUGAUCUCCAAUCGGAGUCAACUACAUUGAACUUCCGCAAGAACAUCCAAGGAAUAACGCAACGGCUUGGGUCCAUCAAGCUGAAGGAGUUUGACAUUGUCACAGACCCCAAGACCGGCGCUGACAAUGGGCCGCAACUCUUCGACUGGUGCGUGGCCGCCAUUGGUUCACGGGCCAGGGUCCUUGACGAUCUGGCUGCUGCCACAGCCAAGGCGGAAGAGCUAGAGAAGUCCGUCAACGAGUUGAAGACCCAACUCGAGGAUAUUAUCAAGGCCAAGGAGGAUGACGAGCGGCAGCUUCUCGAGAAAUUCCGGGAUCUUCUCAAUGAGAAGAAGCUCAAGAUCCGUCAGCAGAACCGCCUCUUGGCAUCCGCAGAUGUAAACCCCGAUAAACUAGAGAAUGUCGGUGCGAGCCAAAAUACCAUGAGGAAGGCCAGGGCAUCAAGGGGUGGAAAACGCAAAGCUGCUCAGGAGUCAUCAGACGAGAGCGAUGAUGGCUUCACAAAGAUGGACGUCGAUCAAUCUACAGACAUCAAGGAAGAGCCCGAGGAUGACCAGGACAUGGAUGCACAGGAGACGACCGACGAGGAGCAGGGGGCAGAAACACAGAGCGAAGACGAAGAUGUCGAGGAUCCGCCAGAACCGCCUGCAAAGUCGACCACCAAGAGGAAACCUACGGCAAGGUCUGCGGCAUCGCGGCGUAGAGCUUCGUCAUCGCCAAAGUCUAGUCGAAAGGGUAAGGGGGAUGCAACACCACCCACAGACGAUGAAGACGAUGACGAUGUUUCACCCCCUAGGCGGACUCUACCGUACCAAACUAAGAACAGGAAGCCGGAGUCACCAAAGACGGCGGACGACGAUGAAACAGAGUCAGACGAUGAGUUAUAA
Messenger RNA from Neoarthrinium moseri, 1161 nucleotides. RefSeq lists its product as uncharacterized. Gene Ontology annotation, biological process: DNA recombination; double-strand break repair. Gene Ontology annotation, molecular function: DNA binding. Gene Ontology annotation, cellular component: nucleus. The transcript is spliced from 3 exons. The record is from RefSeq and is a predicted model, not a curated record. Bases 1 to 1161 code for a protein of 386 amino acids. NCBI's taxonomy places the organism in Eukaryota, Fungi, Ascomycota, Sordariomycetes, Amphisphaeriales, Apiosporaceae.